Messenger RNA from Lathyrus sativus (Indian pea), 258 nucleotides. The record is from the annotation of a GenBank genome assembly. Lineage: Eukaryota; Viridiplantae; Streptophyta; Magnoliopsida; Fabales; Fabaceae.
AUGGCUUCCUUGAUGUUAAGCUGUGAGAUACCUUUCAGGAAACAUGUCCGCAGCAUAUUUAUGGAUAAGGCUUUAGUAUCAACUAGCCCUACAUUGAAAGGAAAUAUAGCAAUAGAUUCCUUUCAUGAAUUUACUGGAUUUAAGUGGCUGAAGGACAAACCUCUCUUGAAGUUUGAGGAUUCUCAAUGGCUUCUCAUUCAGAAGGGUGAAGAAGAGGAACUUCUUAAAGUUGAAAUAAGUUGCCUGAUGAUGCUGUAA